Molecule: messenger RNA, 1554 nt
Organism: Brassica napus (rape)
Lineage: Eukaryota; Viridiplantae; Streptophyta; Magnoliopsida; Brassicales; Brassicaceae
Product: probable leucine-rich repeat receptor-like protein kinase At2g28990
Exons: 9
Coding region: 1-1554 (517 amino acids)
Molecular function (GO): protein binding
Source: RefSeq, a predicted model, not a curated record
AUGAAGAUUCAUCUUUUGUUGGUCAUCAUUGGAACCUAUGCCGCUAUAGUUUUAGCCCAGACACAAGAAGGAUUCAUCAGUUUGGAUUGUGGAUUACCUAUUGAAGAAUCUCCUUACGAUAAUGAAUUCAAUGGAUUGACAUUCACAUCGGAUUCCACAUUCAUCCAAACAGGGAAAAGUGGAAAGCGCAAUUGUUAUAGUCUAGAUGUCAAGCCUGACACAAAAUAUCUCAUCGCAGUUAGCUCCGUAUAUGGGAAUUAUGAUGGUCUUAAUCUUGAUCCAAACUUUGAUAUCUAUAUUGGUCCUAAUAAGUGGAUAAGUAUAAAUUUGAAAGGAAGACCAAAUGGUACUCUAGAUGAGAUCAUACACAAAUCUAUGUCAAACUCUUUGGAUAUAUGUCUUGUUAAGACAGGAACAACGUCGCCAAUAAUUUCAGCCAUCGAAAUACGGCCACUCAGGGACAAUACUUAUGUUAGCCAAUCUGGUUCACUGAGGCUGUCUUUCCGGGUGUAUCUUAACAAUUCCGAUGGAUUUAUAAGGUACCCUGAUGAUGUUCGUGAUCGUAUUUGGAAUCCAUUUUUUGGUUCUUCAUAUUCACAAAUAACAACCAAUCUCAACAUAAACAAUUCAAAGGCAUAUGAGGUACCAAAAACUGCACUCCAGAGUGCUGCCACGCCUAGAAACGCCAGUGGACCGCUGGUCAUCACUUGGAAUCCCAAACCCUCUAAUGCUCAAGUGUACUUGUACAUGCACUUCGCCGAGAUUCAAACCCUUGAGGCCAACGAGAUCAGAGAAUUUGACGUUAUCUUGAAAGGGAACUUUAAUCAUUCAGGUUUUAGCCCUACCAAGUUAAAGGUAUUUACAUUAUUCACAGAAGUACCUAUGCAAUGUGAUUCGGGAGGUUGCCGUUUAGAGCUUGUAAGAACUCCAAAGUCAACUCUUCCACCUCUGAUUAAUGCUCUCGAAGCUUACACGGUUAUCGAAUUCCCAAAAUUGGAAACAAGCCCAAGUGAUGUUGACGCUAUCAAGAACAUCAAAGUUACUUAUCGACUGAGUAAAAUCAGUUGGCACGGAGAUCCGUGUCUCCCUAAAGAUUGGUCGUGGGAAAAUCUUAGAUGCAGUUACGUAGAUCUCUCCACUCCACCACAAAUUGUUUCCUUAAACUUGUCAGAAAGUGGAUUAACUGGUAGCAUAGCUCUAGCUUUACAGAAUCUCACACAAUUACAAGAACUGGACUUAUCGAACAACAAUUUGACUGGACCAGUGCCUAGUUUUCUUGCCAGCAUGAAAUCGCUGACCUUGAUAAACUUCAGUGGGAACAAUCUCAACGGUUCAGUUCCUCAGGCUCUUCUUGAUAGAGUAACGGAAGGACUUGUAUUAAAACUUGAUGGAAAUCCAGAUUUGUGCAAAACUAGUUUAUGCAAUCCAGAAAAGCAGAAAAAGAAAUUCUUGAUACCUGCUUUUGCAUCAGCUGCCUCUCUGCUUGCUAUACCGGUUGUGGUGGCUCUUAUUUUUGUUUUCCGAAAGAAAAAACUGCCUUCAGGUACGUCUUGA